AUGAAUAACGCACGUGCUGGACAUACAGCGUCUGUGUUGCCCAAUGGCGAAGUGCUUAUUGCUGGAGGAAAUGAUAAUGUUAGUUACUUAAGCAGUACUGAAUUAUAUAAUCCAGCAACAGGAAAUUGGACAUUUACUGGCAGUAUGAAAUAUGCAAGGACACAGUUCACAGCAACCGUAUUUGAAAAUGGGAAAGUAUUCGUUAGUGGUGGAUAUUACAACGAUAACUGGUUAAAUAGUGCUGAAUUGUAUGAUCCGUUAACAAGAAUAUGGACGUUAGCCAACAGUAUGAGUUUUGAACGACAUCAACACGAAGCAUCCCUGUUAAGUAAUAGAACAGUGCUAGUUACCGGAGGAGCAAAUAGUUUAGGUGAUUUAGAUAGUGCAGAAUUAUAUGAUCUAUUAACAGGAAAUUGGUUCAGUACUAUUGCUAUGCAUUAUAGACGAGCAGUACAUACGGCGACAGUAUUACUAAAUGGACAAGUACUAGUUGCAGGUGGAGUUCAGAGUGGUAGUUUCUUAAAGAGUGCUGAGUUAUACGAUCUAUCAACGGGAAUGUGGACAAUGACUGGAAAUAUGAAUUUUGAGCGAUGGCAACACACGGCAACUGUACUACCAAACGGAAAAGUGUUAGUUGCUGGUGGACUGGGUUAUUAUUACAGUAAUGGUUAUCUCAUUAAUGCUGAGUUGUAUGAUCCAUUAACUGGGACAUGGACGAGCACUGCUAGCAUGAACUAUCCGCGAGGCAAGCAUACUGCAUCUAUUUUGAAAAAUGGAAAUGUUUUAGUUACUGGUGGAUAUAAUGGAAUUAAUUUCACUAAUACUGCUGAAUUGUAUGACUUUGUGACAGAAACAUGGACAAUAGCCGAUAGUAUGUUCGAUGGACGAUAUUGGCAUAGAGCAUCUGUUUUAACGAGUGACAUUGUAUUAGUUACUGGUGGAGCACGCUUUAGAGAUUAUCUAGAUGGAGCAGAGUUGUAUUAA
Molecule: messenger RNA, 984 nt
Organism: Adineta steineri
Lineage: Eukaryota; Metazoa; Rotifera; Eurotatoria; Adinetida; Adinetidae
Source: the annotation of a GenBank genome assembly